Molecule: messenger RNA, 2315 nt
Organism: Daldinia caldariorum
Lineage: Eukaryota; Fungi; Ascomycota; Sordariomycetes; Xylariales; Hypoxylaceae
Product: DnaJ-domain-containing protein
Exons: 3
Coding region: 220-1788 (522 amino acids)
Biological process (GO): protein folding in endoplasmic reticulum
Cellular component (GO): endoplasmic reticulum
Molecular function (GO): protein-folding chaperone binding; misfolded protein binding
Source: RefSeq, a predicted model, not a curated record
UUUCAACCCAUUUAUACCUUCGUUCACUUCCGAGUUUCUAACAUUUCUCUGUGUUUCUACAAACUAUUACUUCCUAACUUCUAUCCAUCAUCUAUCCUGUAAUUACUAGAUACCUCCUUCGUUUGCUUCGGCAACACAAUUAAAAGAUAAAGAUAGAAGAAAAAGAAACAAACCUGAAGGCGUCCGCGCCAACAGGCCAACCAAAUCCAUUUUCUCAUCAUGAUUGUCCCUCUAUCAGCGCUGGCUCUUGCAGCCACAGCGCUCACUUCUACCGGCCUCGUUCAAGCACUCUCUGCCUCUGAUAUACCCUCCGAUACCCCAAUCUCGAAUCUUCUCUCCUCGGCGCAGUCACAUUUAACCAAAGGCGAAACUAGCGAGGCUCUUAUGUACUACGACGCUGCUGUCGCCCGUGACCCCAAUGACUACCUUACCUACUUCAAACGCGCCACUACCAACCUCUCGCUCGGUCGCACGUCGCAGGCCACCUCGGACUUCAACAAGGUCUUACAACUGAAGCCGGAUUUCGAAGGCGCGCAUUUGCAGCUGGGGAAGUUAAAGGCCAGGAGUGCCGAUUGGGAUGGAGCCAAGCAACACUACAUUUUAGCCAAGCAUAAGCAAGGCUCCCCCGAAUUCGAGAAGCUUGUUGAGGCGCAGGGCGCCGCGAAGCUGGCCGAGGAAGCUGCAAAAAAGGGAAAUUGGGACGACUGCAUAAGCCAGGCCAGCGAGGCCAUCCUCGUCGCAAACCGCGCUCCUAACCUUCGAGAGCUACGCGUCAAAUGUCGAUUCGAGAAGGGAGAAGUUGAAGGGGCGCUGGGCGACUUACAACACAUUCUACAGAUGAAACCGGGCGAUACCACCCCCCAUUUACAGAUAUCGGCUACUACGUUUUACGCUCUAGGGGAUUUGGAACAGGGAAUGGGACAGGCCAAGAAGUGUCUGCACUCCGACCCCGAGUCUAAACCCUGCAAGAAGUUAUUAAAACAAGAGAAGAGCAUCGAUAAGACGAUAAUUAAAGUCAACAAGGCCUUGGAGAGAAAUCAGCCCAUGUCGGGUGUUAAGCUGUUAAUACCAUCCGGCGACGAACCGGGUCUGAUCAACGAGAUAGAAGAGCAGAUUAAGGAGUACAAGAAAGCUGGUAUCAUCCCGGAGCGGUCACCCAAUGUGUUACUGGCCAGAUUAGUUGAGACUGCUUGUCAGGCUUACUACGAGGCAAAUGGCAAGAAGGCUAGCAUAUAUUGUCCGAAAGCUCUAGAACUAGACGAAAAUUCCCUCUACGGUCUCUUGUACAAGGCCAAAACACAAUUAGACGCCGAGGAAUUCGAAAGUUGUGUAGCGACUCUGAAGAAAGCAGCAGAAAUAAGACCAGACAAGAACAAUGUCAUAAACCCCCUGAUGCAGAAGGCCCAGGUCGCUCUCAAGCGCAGCAAGACGAAAGAUUACUACAAGGUUCUCGGCGUGUCUCACGACGCGGACGAGCGACAGAUCAAGUCGGCCUACCGGAAACUUACCAAGAUUCACCACCCCGACAAGGCGGCGAAGCAGGGCCUGAGCAAGGAGGAGGCGGAGAAGAAGAUGGCUGCUAUCAACGAGGCGUACGAGGUGCUCAGCAACCCCGAGCUGCGCGAACGGUUCGACCGCGGCGAUGACCCUAAUUCCCACGAGCAGCAGCAGGGCAACCCAUUCCAACAAGGACACCCGUUCAUGUUUCAGCAGGGCGGCGGUCAACAAUUCCACUUCAAGUUCGGUUCGGGAGGCGGUGGUUUCCCGGGUGGUUUCCCCUUCGGUUAAGAAUAAGAAGGGGAGACAUAAGAAGAGAGACGAGAGAAGAUAAAGAUGUGAAGAAGGAGACAAAGAUGAAGAAGAUGAAGAAUUCUUGCAUGAACCGUCUAUGGCGGGAGGUUGGGAGUUUGUGGGGUUUGUGGAGUCUUCAAAGAAUAUCGUUACAAGUUUUUGCGUUUGAGAAAGCUGGAAAUUAAGUGAAGCGCAGUUGUUGCUAGGUUUGGGCCUUACUUGCUCGUUUGCCUGGUUUUGACCCUGUGAGUAUAUACAUACCUUACAAUAAAUAUACAUGGGCUUGUACAGUUAGUUGUAUAAGAGAGAUGUGUAUUCACAGUUCCGUGGCCCUGAUAUAGGUUGUUAUGACUUACUUGAUUGCUUUUUGAGCGGAGUUGAAUCUUAUCUUAUUAUUCCUUGUUUCUAACCUAUAUCAUGGCCGGCAUAUUCAAUAACGGACUUGGAAUUUGUGAACUCCGGUGGAAUAAUAAGCACAGUAUGAUAUAAUAUGCGUUAAAGAAAGUAACAUAUAAGUCGGGCUU